Molecule: messenger RNA, 2120 nt
Organism: Scheffersomyces coipomensis
Lineage: Eukaryota; Fungi; Ascomycota; Pichiomycetes; Serinales; Debaryomycetaceae
Gene: GLG2
Product: Glg2p
Exons: 1
Coding region: 391-1635 (414 amino acids)
Cellular component (GO): cytoplasm
Molecular function (GO): glycosyltransferase activity
Source: RefSeq, a predicted model, not a curated record
AUUGUAUCAUCGUAUAUUCUAACCCAUCGUAUAUUGUCUCUUCUUUCAAUAUAUCCCCACCAUCCAUCCAUCCAUCCACACUAUCACACUAUCACACUAAAGUCUCAUAAUCGUUAAUUACUCCUAAUUAAGCGAUUAGGGGCACACAAUACACAGUAAAAUUAAAAGAAAAAAAAAGAACAACAAACAAAAACAAAUCAAAAAAUAAACAAUUCCACAAAAGUUACAUCACAAGAUUUUUAUCCCUUACCAGUUUUUAAUUUUAUUUUAAUUUAAUUUAAUUUAACAUAAUUUCAACUUAUCCACCACAAUUGGUCUUAUCCAUCCAUCUUUAUCCUUCACUGACAAAGUAAUACAUCGUCAUAAUCAUCAUAAUCAUCAUCAUUCACAAUGGCCGCCACUAAAGAUUCAGCUUAUGUGACUCUUUUAACCAAUGAAUCCUAUUUACCAGGGGCUUUAACGUUAGGUAAAAAAUUAAAAACUGAUUUGAAAACAACCUACAAAUUAAUCAUCUUAUUAGAUCAAUCAGCUUUAUCUGAUCAUUCCUUAGAUUUAAUUAAAGAUGUUUAUGAUGAAAUCAUCCCUAUUGAUGAUAAAUUAAUUAAUGCCCCCUUGGAAAAAGUUUUACAAAAAUUAGGUCGGGAAGAAUUAUCCAUUACAUUUUCAAAACUUUUAUUAUGGAAUCAACAUAAAUAUGAAACUUUGAUUUAUCUUGAUAGUGAUACUUUACCUUUAAAACCUUUGGAUUCAUUAUUUGAUACUUUUCAACAUUUAAAAUCGGAUCAAAUUGUCGCCAGUCCUGAUUCAGGUUGGCCUGAUAUCUUUAAUUCAGGGGUAUUAAUUUUAAAACCUGAUCCAACCAUUUUUAAUAAAUUAAUUGAAUUUUCUUCAACUGAAAAUAGUACUUUUGAUGGAGCUGAUCAAGGUUUAUUAAAUGAAUUCUUUAAUAUUUCUUCUUCAGGUUUAAAUUGGUUAAAAUUACCUUAUUUAUUUAAUGUAACUCCAAAUUAUACAAAUGCUUAUCAAUAUUAUCCUGCUUUAUUAAGAUUCUUUGAUAAUAUUCAUUUAUUACAUUAUAUUGGUGCUUCAAAACCAUGGCAUGCUCCUGAUAUCUUAAGUUCUGAUUUAAAUAAUUUUCAUAAUUUUUGGUGGGCUGAUUUUAAUAAAUUUUAUACCACUGAUAUUAAAACAAAAUUAUUAAGUUUACCAAAAGGUGAAGCUUAUAAUUUAAAAUUUGGAAAAUAUUCAAAUGUUUGGGAUACUGGUAUCGAUCCAAACUUUAUUACUAACUUACCUUCAAUUGCUCCAACUUCAAUUCCUACUUCAAAUCCUCCAAUUUUCCCUUGGGAACAUAAAGAAGAAAGACAACCAACUAGAACUUUUUCUGAAUCAAAUGAUCCUCCUGCUUAUUUAGAAUCAACUUCAACUCCUUCAGAAAUUGAAACUUUAUCAUCAUCAUUAUCAAGUUCAAAAAUUUCCAAAGAUAAUAUUAAAUCUCCACCAUUAUCUCAAAGUUAUGGCUUUGAUAAAUCAAGUCAAAAUAAAUCAUUUAAUCCAGAAAAAUCUUUAGAUGAAGUUUCAAAACUUCCUCUUAAAUUCUUAAGUAAACAUAAACAACAAAAAGAUGAAAAAUAGGUAAAGUUUGUUUGUCAUUAAUUAAAUUCUGUAAUUGUUUUAUUAGAAGUUAUCAAUUGUUUGUUUUGUUUUAUUCUUUUUUAUAUAUCCUUCCUUUGUCUUAUUUUUGUUUAUUUAUUAGUUGUUUAAUGACAUAUACUCCUUAAUAUUAUUACCUGUUUUGUUUAAUUAAUUUAUAUACCUACCUAUUUAGAUAUUUUGUUUUAAUAAAUACACAUAUAUAUACAUAGAUCAUCCCUAAAAGAGAAAGUAAAAAACUAUCAAAUUGGGAUAUAAAAAUUGCAAAAAUAAGAGGUGUGAAAGUCACUGCCGGUCCCAGGAAUCGAACCUGGGUCUCAACGGCCACAACGAUGCGUACUUACCACUAUACUAGACCGGCGAUUUUCAUGUCGGAAAAUAUUUCCACUUUCUCAUAAUCUGUUGAGUGGUAUCACGUGAUUGAAAAAAUUAAAAAAAAUAAAUAAAAAAUAUUUAUUACUAAUUUU